AUGGCGGCAUCCGCAACGCCAGCUGUAGCCGAGCAGACGUCAACACCAGCAGCCUCGGGAAGGGGAAGCAUUCCUUUCGAAUUCUCGCAGCCUCCAGUCAUCGAAGGUUUCAGCCCUUCAACGAGUGCCAAAGAUGAGACCUUUAAAGAAAAGUUUAUGCGGAAAGCCAAGGACAACCCCUUUGUCCCAAUAGGUUGCGUGGGUACGGCAGGAGCGCUGAUGUACGGUCUCCGAGCGUUUCACCAGGGCAAAACCAGGCAGUCGCAAUUGUUGAUGCGGGGCCGCAUCUUUGCCCAAGGCUUCACAGUCGUUGCCAUAGUCGUCGGCGUCGUAGCUGCCACAGCCAAGCCCAAACAGUGA
Molecule: messenger RNA, 360 nt
Organism: Nerophis lumbriciformis (worm pipefish)
Lineage: Eukaryota; Metazoa; Chordata; Actinopteri; Syngnathiformes; Syngnathidae
Source: RefSeq, a predicted model, not a curated record